This is a messenger RNA of Candida albicans SC5314, 1011 nucleotides long. Its product is annotated as NADHX epimerase. Gene Ontology annotation, cellular component: mitochondrion. Lineage: Eukaryota; Fungi; Ascomycota; Pichiomycetes; Serinales; Debaryomycetaceae. Gene Ontology annotation, molecular function: NAD(P)HX epimerase activity. The transcript has a single exon. The record is from RefSeq and is a predicted model, not a curated record. Bases 1 to 1011 code for a protein of 336 amino acids.
AUGAAAACAAAAACGACAUCCUCCGUAACAAAAGUAAAAUCAAUACGAUCAUCAGCAUCAGCAUCAGUAGCAACAUCUACAUCUACAUCACCGAUCAAUCCGAUUUGGUAUAUUUUAAUUCUCAUAUAUUUAUUUGGUUGUUUCUUACUUUUUCUAUCAGCUAUAGGUAUACAACCACAUACUAUUACAUUACCUCAAUUCAAAUUUAGUAAUAUACCUUCUGCAUCAUUUAUCAUGUCUGCAACAGCACCAUUUAAAACAUUAUCUGCCAAAGCAGCUUUCCAAUUAGAUCAAGAAUUAAUGUCAACUGGAGAAUUCUCAAUUGAUCAAUUAAUGGAAUUGGCUGGAUUAGCUGUAGCUAAAACCAUUUAUAAAGAAUAUCCUCCUAAUGAGGCAACAACCACAACCAAAAACAAGUUUAAUCCGAAUAAAGUUCUUGUAUUGGUCGGACCAGGAAACAAUGGUGGUGAUGGAUUAGUUGCUGCUCGUCAUUUAAAACUUUGGAAUUAUGAUCCAAUAAUUUAUUAUCCCAAAAGACCAGCAUCGAAUCAAUUAUAUUCUCGAUUAAUUAAACAAUUACAAGAUUUAAAUGUUCCUGAAUUAACAACUUUAACUGAAGUCAAACAUUUAUUAGAUCUGAGAGAUUCAAAAAUUAAAAUCAUCAUUGAUUCAAUUUUUGGAUUUUCAUUUAAACCACCAAUUCGUGAACCAUUUAAAGAUUUAAUUAAUUAUCUUGGACAAAAUCAUGAUCAUUUACCACCGAUUGUUUCUGUUGAUAUUCCUUCUGGUUGGGAUGUUGAUGAAGGCCCAGGAACCGAAAUUGAUAUUCAAGCAUCUUGUUUAAUUAGUCUUACAGCUCCAAAACCAUGUGCUAAACUUUUUGUAAAUAGUGGUCCUGAUAAGAUUCAUUAUUUGGGUGGAAGAUUCAUUAAUCCUCGUAUAGCUAAAGAAUAUGGUAUUGAAGAUAUUGUCAAUAAAUACCAAGGUGAUGAAUUAAUUGUCAAAUUAUAA